Galeopterus variegatus (Sunda flying lemur) is the source of this 1697-nucleotide messenger RNA. RefSeq names its product lysophosphatidic acid receptor 6 (gene LPAR6). Lineage: Eukaryota; Metazoa; Chordata; Mammalia; Dermoptera; Cynocephalidae. Gene Ontology annotation, cellular component: membrane. Gene Ontology annotation, molecular function: lysophosphatidic acid receptor activity. The transcript has a single exon. The record is from RefSeq and is a predicted model, not a curated record. The coding region runs from base 565 to 1599 and encodes 344 amino acids. Gene Ontology annotation, biological process: phospholipase C-activating G protein-coupled receptor signaling pathway; positive regulation of Rho protein signal transduction.
ACCACCAUCUGGAAUCCACUACAGAAAUACCAAAAAGGAAAAUUUCAUUUAAAAGAAGCAAGAAGUAAAAGAGGACAAACUGGGAAUGUGUAAGUGUCUGAUACUCUGCACUGAGAAGCAAAAUAAGAUUGAUAACUUAAGCUUGAACAUUCUGGAGACUAAAGAAACUUUACUUUUGGAAUAUUCAUCUUGACUAUUGAAAUACAAGUUUAUGAGUAAUUUUAUUCCCAUCUCGGAACACAACUUUUCUUUAAAUUUAUAAUCCGAUGGGUUGGCUUCAAUGACUACAUAUUUUAAAGACUUUAUCAGUUAACUAAGCCCUGGAUUGAUGGAUUUUCCGGAGACUACAAAAUGAGAAUAUUUUCCUGUUGAAGAACCAAGUGGAAACUUUACAGCAAUUUCAUGUUUCUUUUGGAGAUUUCUGAGAAAAAGGAAAUAUUUAUAAAACCGCCCAGAGAUCCAAAUAAUUUGCAAAUAAAUUGGAGAUUAUAGUGGUCACAAUCUGAAUACUAAAGAAGACGCAGUCAACAAAGACUUCCACACUGUUAAGUGGGACGUGCCUUUAUGAUGGUAAGCAUUAACAGCUCCCACUGCUCCUAUGAUGACUCCUUUAAGUACACUUUAUAUGGGUGCAUGUUCAGCAUGGUGUUUGUGCUUGGGUUAAUAGCCAAUUGUGUUGCCAUAUACAUUUUCAUCUGCACCCUCAAAGUGCGAAAUGAAACUACAACGUACAUGAUUAACUUGGCAAUGUCAGACUUGCUUUUCGUUUUUACUUUACCCUUCAGGAUUUUUUACUUUGCAACACGGAAUUGGCCAUUUGGAGAUUUACUCUGUAAGAUUUCUGUGAUGCUGUUUUAUACCAACAUGUAUGGGAGCAUUCUGUUCUUAACCUGUAUUAGUGUAGAUCGGUUUCUGGCAAUCGUUUACCCAUUUAAGUCAAAGACUCUAAGAACCAAACGAAAUGCAAAGAUUGUUUGCAUUGCCGUGUGGUUAACAGUGAUCGGAGGAAGUGCACCAGCAGUUUUUUUUCCAUCUACCCACUCUCAGGGUAACAGUACAGAAGCCUGCUUUGAAAAUUUUCCAGAAGCCACAUGGAAAACUUAUCUCUCAAGGAUCGUAAUUUUCAUCGAAAUAGUGGGAUUUUUUAUUCCUCUAAUUUUAAAUGUAACUUGUUCUAGUAUGGUGCUAAGAACUUUAAAUAAACCUGUUACAUUAAGUAGAAGCAAAAUAAACAAAACUAAGGUUUUAAAAAUGAUUUUUGUACAUUUGGUCAUAUUCUGUUUCUGUUUUGUUCCUUACAAUAUCAAUCUUAUUUUAUAUUCUCUUAUGAGAACACAAACAUUUGUUAAUUGCUCAGUAGUAACAGCAGUGAGGACAAUGUACCCAAUCACUCUCUGCAUUGCUGUGUUAAACUGUUGUUUUGACCCUAUAGUUUACUACUUUACUUCGGACACAAUUCAGAAUUCGAUAAAAAUAAAAAACUGGUCUGUUAGGAGAAGUGACUCCAGGUUCUCUGAAGUUCAAGGAACAGAGAAUUUUAUUCAACACAACCUACAGACCUUAAAAAAUAAGAUAUUUGACAAUGAAUCUACAAUAUAAGUUCCUUGAAAUAAAACCACUGGAACUUCACUGGGACAGAACCUCCAAGUUCCUUCAACUGUGAAAAGUGUUUCUUGGACAAACUAUUUCUCCACCUC